AAUCGCAGCCAAGAAACUCUCAAAAGCUGUUUCCAGUGACUGCUGGGAUUCCAAGGCUGGCUUUUUUUGCAACUGCUGUAACUUGCUACUAAAAAGAGAAGGAAGCUGAACUCAGCUCAUAGCUGCUCAUUACACUGGAGAAUUAAAUGCAAUUACCACGUUCUCAAUGCGAAACUGGACUGAUUUUGCUUUGGCUUUUUUAGACAACUGAAUAAGCUUUUUUCCUCCCCUCUUCUUUUUCAUCAUUUUUGACACACACAGUGGUGAUGUUGCAAACAGUCUGCAUGAGUCCUGAAUUACUGGUCAAUCAAAACAUCAGUGAAAAUGAAAUCUCUGGCUAUAGUCCAGGCCAGGGAUCUCCACUGCCUGGAGAAACAGCCAGUCCCAAAAGCUAUUUUCAACAGAGCCCGUCAUUGCCAGACUCUGGAUUAACUGAAUUUAAUGUUGCAAGUCCCAAGAUCUACCCUCCUCCUUCAUGUAAACCUCAAGAGAUGUCUGCUCCCACUGACUCUGGACUUAGAUCUGAUCCCCCUCAGAAGCGCUACAUGGGUGUGAGAGUAAAGAUGCCAGUACGGGAAUUACUGAGAAAAAUUCGUCUUUCCAAAGGCCUGGACCCAGCUCACAGCAAGGAAGCCUCAUUAAUGAAGAUGGUAACCAAAGGAUCCUCAGGAAAAAGAGAAAAGAGGAGAGUUCACCCUUAUACAGAGAAACAGCUUAGACAGAGCAAGCAGAACGUUGGGCAAACGCUAAAAGGCUUAGAGGACCUCGAUAUCCUGGUGGAGGUACUGCAGGAAGACUUGAACAAAAGCCAGUUGAAAGAGGAGUCUCUGCAUUCUGUGCCAGAUGGCUUUUGGCAGGGCUUCUCCAUGGAUCUGCAAGCCUCCCGGUGGGAAACUGGAGGAAGCAAACAGGCAGUUGGUGGCCUGCAGGAAAGACGCCACAGCUUAACCAUGUUGCGUUCAUACUGCUGUUUUAAAGAUUUCAACUCAGUAUCGAGAGGAGAGGUAGAGACUUCUUUUCACCAUGAUCUGAAAAACAUGCAAGAGUCCAAUUCACCUGAAUUAUCCUCAAGGACAAGUGAGAAAGAGAGUAACUGGUGGAUACAGGAUGCAUGCACAAGUACCCAGAGAGAUUUCCUGAGGCAUUCUUCACAGAACACAUCUCCACACACAAACCCAUCAAGAGGCUGUUCAGAGAUGCAUCUGGAAGCUCAUUCAAGCUCUCCAGACACUGAAGGAUAUUCAAAGUCAACCCCAAUUUCUUUCACACAGCAGGAUCUUUCUGCCAUCUCUUUCUUCCAGUUCCAGCUACACAGGGAAGAAAGUUUACUGAGAAAUAUCCCAGCAGACAAACUGCUUGCCCCUGAUGAAAAUGGCAACAGGCUGCUGCACAAGGCUGUUGCUCAGGGUAAAAGAGCUCUGACUUAUGCACUUGCACAGAGAUUUGCAACUCUAAAUAAGAUCAACGAGAAGGAUGCAGAGAAACGGACCGCAUUACAUCUUGCCGCAGAAAAGAACCAACAUCUGAUGGUGAGUGACCUGAUAUCCCUAGGAGCCAAUGUCAACGAACAGGACAGUUUAGGGAAAACUCCACUCCAUCUGUGUGCAGAGAAUGGAUAUUUGAGAGUUUUAGAGGUUUUGAAAAAUUGCAAAAACAACGGGGUGUGUGUGGAAGUGAAUCUGACUGACCAUUACGGUUUAACACCACUGCACUGUGCUGCUCUUGCCCACACUGCCUUAGUAACCGAAUCUCAAAAGACUGAUACCAAUACUGACACGGGAAGGUUUAUCAGACUACGCAAAGAUCAAAUUCUGGAAGGAAUUAACUGCUUAUUACAAAUGGGAGGAAAGCCUGAGUUACAGGUACUAAAUUCAUGUCAAAUUACCACUUCCUAUUUAAAAAUUGAGGAGAAUACAGAACUUAUGUGUUUGCUUCAGAGUCAUAAAUCUAACUGGCAGAACAUUCUUCAAAAGAGUUACGGCUUGCUGGAUGCUCCAAGAAGAACGCUUGGUCCCUCAUCAACAGAUAACUUUUCUGAGCUUUUUUCCAUACCAUCUUUGGACCUCUGACAUCAUUCUUAAAGGGAAAUGCUGCUAAAGUUCAUUAUCUGCACUUCAUGGUUCGUGUGCUCCAACUGUUGCUGAAGUACAGACAGAGAACAGACAUCAAAAUUCUUCAAAUGUAUUAUAGCUUUAAUUGACUGUUGUAUAUAUCUCUUCAGUGCUGAGAAUUAAAGAGUAAACCAAUAAAUGGAGAAAACCCUCAAGCCAGGUUUCAACAGUAUUAGGCAUUCAGUGUUAGAUGCUCCAGUAAAUGAAUAGGUUGUAAUUUUCUCACAAAGCUGAUCACUUGCACUUCUCUUCUGAAGUUCAAGUUCCAGGUGUUUUACAUUCUGAAGCUCUAACAAAUUGUUAAUGCAGGUGCCUAGCUCAAAAAAAACCAAUCAACUUGGAUGGAUUGAUCCUUGUCUUAAAAGUACCAGUGUAAGAUUAUUCUUUACAGUCCACAUUCAGUGUUCAGGUGUGCUGGAAAUCACAGGCACUAUGUAAUUCUAAACAUGAACUAUGGGAACACAGAAUCUGAUGGGCUAGCUUUAAUACCUCCUGCAGACCAGCUCAAUUUGGCCAAGGCUGAAGUUGUUAUGCGUUCAGGCAAUCCUAUUGGGAAAAAAAAUAAUCAAAAUAAAACAUACCCACACCAUGUAACUGAGCAUGUUCUCUCAACAAAAAUUGAGCUAUUUAUUUAUGCAAUCAGAAUUUGCCACCAAUAAUGGAUCGUAGGUGAAGUCUGGGACAGAAAGUGUUUUGAAUCCAUUCCUUUCACUCUGGGUGACGUAACAAAUAUACUUGUACAAAAUUUAAGUAUAUAACAACGGUUUUAAAGGCCAUUGUUUAUACUAAGCAAUAUUGCAAGUUAAAAGGAUAACAAGGAGCUAAAAUUAUUCCAUGCUGCCAGAUAGCCAAGUAUUCAGUAGAAUUCCUAUAAAUUAGACAAUAAUUGUCAAAAUAAUUCUUCCCAGACUUAGUAUCAUUUUAUUUUAACUUCUGAUUGUGAAUUAGCUGGUUUCUAUGAAACUUUCCUGUUUGCUACAUAUGGAGCAAUCUACAUUUACAUAACCUACGAAGUCACUGAUCCAGCAAUCAGCUCACAUGUGUACCUUCUGUUGAAGUAAAUGGGAGAUUUUUCAUGUGUAGCCAAGGCAGGAUCCAGUAUUGAGUACUCAGCAUGUUUGGGGAAUAUAUUUUUAAUGAACCCUUUGCAUUUUCUUCUUGUAAAAAAGGUUACUUUCCUGUUAUUGGAUAUCCUUAAGUGUUAAGCUCCGCGAGCUAUGUUGCACAACAGAAAUUAACUUUUACUGAAAAAUGACAGUGUUUUACUUAAUUCCACUGGGAUUUGGGUCUUAUCCUAUGAUUCUUCUGCCCUGAACACCUAAAUACCACUCUCCUCUCUAGUAUUUUCUCUGGUCAGAAUGAGACAUGAUACUUAAAAACUUCUGAAGUAUUUCAUAAAAUAAAUAUUAGAUUUUUACUCACAUGAUGAAUUACAGAACACUACAGAAUAUUCAACCGCCUCCUUCCAUAGGUGCCUCUGUGUUUUAAUUAUGUGAAUUUUUCU
This is a messenger RNA of Pezoporus occidentalis (night parrot), 3615 nucleotides long. Its product is annotated as NF-kappa-B inhibitor zeta-like. Gene Ontology annotation, molecular function: DNA binding; POU domain binding. Bases 267 to 2069 code for a protein of 600 amino acids. Gene Ontology annotation, cellular component: nucleus. Gene Ontology annotation, biological process: regulation of gene expression. Lineage: Eukaryota; Metazoa; Chordata; Aves; Psittaciformes; Psittacidae. The record is from RefSeq and is a predicted model, not a curated record. The transcript is spliced from 12 exons.